This is a messenger RNA of Xiphophorus maculatus (southern platyfish), 1582 nucleotides long. RefSeq names its product ATPase H+ transporting V0 subunit b (gene atp6v0b). Gene Ontology annotation, biological process: proton transmembrane transport. The transcript has 8 exons. NCBI's taxonomy places the organism in Eukaryota, Metazoa, Chordata, Actinopteri, Cyprinodontiformes, Poeciliidae. Gene Ontology annotation, cellular component: proton-transporting V-type ATPase, V0 domain. The record is from RefSeq and is a predicted model, not a curated record. Gene Ontology annotation, molecular function: proton-transporting ATPase activity, rotational mechanism. Bases 182 to 817 code for a protein of 211 amino acids.
UCGGUCACAUGCGGGAUCAGCUGACAUCACCAGCUUCUCCUUUUGCUGCUCUUCCUCCUCUAGUGUCAGACGCCGUUUGGAAAAUCAGAAUUAAAUUUGUCUCUUUGCUUUUUUUUUGCGUCGGCUUUUAAAUUAAAGCCAAGAUUAAGUUGCUGCUUCUGCAGUUGAGACCGCCGGAUAGAUGCUGUUGGAGUGGAUGAUGAACGGACACGCCAUUCUUUACACAGGGGUCACUUUGGCCUUCUGGACUACAAUACUAAUCGUUGGUAUAUGUUAUACCAUAUUUGACCUUGGAUUCCGCUUUGAUGUGGCAUGGUUCCUGACUGAGACGUCUCCUUUUAUGUGGGCCAAUCUGGGCAUCGGUUUGGCCAUCUCUCUGUCUGUGGUGGGAGCAGCUUGGGGGAUCUACAUCACUGGUUCAAGCAUCAUUGGUGGAGGAGUCAAGGCUCCAAGAAUCAAAACCAAAAAUUUGGUCAGCAUUAUCUUCUGUGAAGCUGUUGCCAUUUAUGGGAUCAUCAUGGCAAUUGUUAUUAGCAACAUGGCUGAGAAUUUCAGUGGCACAACCCCUGAGACCAUCGGAGCACGAAAUUACCAAGCUGGUUAUUCCAUGUUCGGAGCUGGCCUCACUGUGGGGUUUUCCAACCUUUUCUGUGGGAUCUGUGUGGGCAUCGUGGGCAGCGGAGCAGCUUUGGCAGAUGCCCAGAACGCCAGCCUCUUUGUGAAGAUUCUUAUUGUGGAAAUCUUUGGUAGCGCAAUUGGCCUGUUUGGUGUCAUUGUAGCAAUUCUGCAGACCUCUAAAGUAAAGAUGGGUGAUUAGAAGAUGUGCUCACAUCCUGAGAAGACGAGGAAACUCCUGAAAAAUAAGAUGGAUUAUUGUGUACAUACGUCGUAAAUUAUUUAAAUGUCUAUAUUCACUCUAUUGUUUUUAACCAUCAUUUGUGUAAGAGUGGGAUGAUCUUUGGGAAGCAUGAAUGUUGAAUAAGAAACUGAAAAAGGGGUACAAUGUUGAUUUUCUUCUAUAUUUUUCAUUUUCUGUACUCACCGGAUAAUAUUAACAAUUCAACUUCCUGAGUCAUGGAAGCAAUCUGUUGCCUUCAGCUGUGAGGUUUUGGUUUUUCAAGAGGUUUUCUUGGAUAAUCUUGCAGACCACUCUUAUUUGAACGAUGGUUAAAAAUUACUCUGGAGUAUUGAAAAUGCUGUGUGUGUGUGUGUGUGUGUGUAUGCUUGACAUGUGAUUUUUAUUUUAUGUUCUUUCUUCCUGUGAAGCAUGAGGAUGUUUGUCAUUGUGUUUGUGGCCUGGUCUGCCUCUUUCUUUGUUUUUGUAUCCGGUCUUUUCAAUUUGAAAAUUGGGCCGUUCUACAGGUGGCUCACAUACAGUGUUUUUCCUGCCUUUGAAUAGUUAUUGAACAUUUAUUAAAUUGAGAGUAUUGUUCUAAAGUUGUAAUUGUGCAACAUAUAAAUCACAGCAGCAAUUCUCUAUCUACCUGGGUUUUUUCUCUCUUCUGUCCUUGCUAUUCUUAAAUCCCAAAAGGCCCGUGUAAUAAUUAUAAGCCAACUGUCUUCAUAAAUGUUGCAAAAAAAA